AUGGCGUGUUGUGUGGCUGUGAUUGGAAAAGACAAUUCUCCCUUGUACAUACGUGUGUCAAACCCCGAGACUGAGUUGUACCUCCAUUUCACAGUCCAUUCAUCUCUGGACGUAGUGGAAGAGCGGGUGAAUUCCCUGGCAAAGUCAAGCGUUGGGGACAUUAGGGAGCUGUAUCUUGGACUCCUUUAUUCAUCAGAAACCCACCGUGUAUAUGGUUAUGCCACAAACACCAAGGUGAAGUUCAUCAUUGUCCUAGAUGUUUCAAGGGUCCAGAACGUGAAUGAAAACGAACUGAGGUCUAUGUUCCGCCGGAUUCAUUCUGCUUAUGCUGAUGCCAUCUGCAACCCUUUCUAUAUCCCCGGGGAUCAAAUUGAUUCGACUAAGUUUGAAGCCAUCAUAUCUGAAAUCCUGCUGUGA
Messenger RNA from Darwinula stevensoni, 417 nucleotides. NCBI's taxonomy places the organism in Eukaryota, Metazoa, Arthropoda, Ostracoda, Podocopida, Darwinulidae. The record is from the annotation of a GenBank genome assembly.